Nycticebus coucang (slow loris) is the source of this 1271-nucleotide messenger RNA. RefSeq names its product chromosome 10 C1orf131 homolog (gene FSAF1). Lineage: Eukaryota; Metazoa; Chordata; Mammalia; Primates; Lorisidae. The record is from RefSeq and is a predicted model, not a curated record. The transcript is spliced from 7 exons. The coding region runs from base 54 to 917 and encodes 287 amino acids.
CGCGGCGGGAGCCGGGUGGGUGCUGGAGCCGCAGGUCGGUGGCCGGCGGCGCAAUGGCGCAAGAGGAGGGUCCGCGCUCAGCCGCGUCUCCGGGUUCUCCGACACUUUUAAAUGCUCUGCUGCAGAACCUCUACGACUUUGGAGAGACCAAAGGUGAAACAGAACAGAAGUGGACCAGAAAGAACAGAAAUAAGAAGAUAGAUGUGGGGCCAUCAGUGCCCUUGGCAACAGAGCCAGCUCCUUCACCUGGUUUUCUCCUAAGAGGCCAGAGGAAGAGUGCCUCCAGCUUCUUCCAAAAGCUCAGAGAAGAGCUGCACCGUGCACCUGCUGGCACCCCGGCAAGUCUCCCAUAUGGACCAGAAGUCCCUGCUACUACGAUAUCUUCCUCUUCCCUAAAGAAUAACAGGGAACAAAUAGAAGUGGUAGAAUUUCAUAGCAGCAAAAAAAAAAGAAAACUGAAGCCAGAUCAAGAAGAGAGCCUAAAAACUAAAGCUAGCAUUUCUAAGAAAGAUGUGGAUGUACAAGAAUUUAACCUAGAAAAGGCUCGUUUGGAAGUACACCGGUUUGGGAUCACGGGUUAUGGAAAAGGAAAGGAAAGAGUCCUGGAACAGGAACGUGCCAUAAUGCUGGGAGCUAAGCCUCCCAAAAGUAGUUAUGUCAAUUACAAGGUUUUACAGGAGCAAAUCAAAGAAAAAAAGGCAGCAAAGGAAGAGGAAAAGAGAAUGGCUCACGAAACAGAUAUUUUUAAAAAAAAGAAGAGGAAAGGACUGCAAGACAAGAAACCCAAAAAGAAGAAGUCAGCUCCCAGCAUUUUGUCAAGUGAACCAACUGGACAGGUUGGAAAAUUCAAAAACGGGACGUUGAUUCUGAGCCCACUUGAUAUAAAGAAAAUAAAUUCUUCCAGAGUGGCUAAAUGAAGUACUCUAUAAAAUAAAAGAGGAAUGAGGACAGCCAAGUCAGCUGUGCUGCAGCUGGGACCGUGGGAGACUUGUACACUCGAGGACUCUUACUUUAUAGUUCACAGCUGCCUUUUUUGUUUUGGAAAAAAAAUCAAAGCCAAGCGUUAGUUUCACUGCGGCUGACCACAUUGGGCCGGGUGCAGUGUGGAUCUAAAGUGAACUGGCUGAAAAGCCUUUUAGUCUCCUCCAGCAGCAUCACUUCAAUUUCCUGUUCAUGGGAUUUCAUGCAUUUGGUUGUAACACAAUUUUUCACGGUUUUACUGUUUUGUAAAUGCUAGUAAUUUAUAUUAAAUUGCCUUUUAUUAUUUUUAA